GUUGGUGACACACCUUCGUCCCUCUCUGUUUUCUUGAGCGGGUGAUAUGUCGGGGAAGGUCACGUGAGCGCGCGUCGUCUGCUCCUCUGCCAGUUGUCCCUGCCUCGAUUUACUGAAUCGCGAUCCACGUCACACAUGCCAACAUCUUCCCCUCCCAAAAAGGAAACAGCCCCCCACAUUGAGGGACGUGAGGACAAAGCAACCGCAGAUACUCAGUGAGCCUCAAACUCAUUCCCAAGCCCAAUUAGGCCUUUGUUUUUCUUUGAAAGCCUGAACCUCGACCUCAUUCAAGCUGCAGUGUUGACGAAAAAGACACUGGAGUCGGUGUGUUAGUAUUUAGGACUCGGCUGCUCACAUUUGAAAGGGAAAGCAGUUACAUCGCGACCGCCAGCGAGAUAUUUCACCUACCCGGUACCUAUUGACUUCAUCCCCGAACCUUUACUUUACACCUGAGCACACUGUAUCGCCACGCAACUCACAAACCAAAAAAAAAAAAAAAAAAAAGCAUAUACUUGAGAAGUUUCCAGCCUCUCAUCUUCUUCCCUUUCAAUCCUCCUUUUCCCCUCUCACUUCUGCCACACCGAACAUGUCGGAAGAAAGGCAGGUCAUCGACCUCGGCGGGAGCGACUCCGAGGAUGAGGACCUUCGCAUCGCCAUCGCUCUCUCCCUCGGCCAGGACCCAGGUUCGCGACGUACCAAUACUCCAAGGAAACACGAGACCAUCGACCUGACCCUUGAUGAUGAGUCACCAGCCGCCGGGGACACUGCUGGACCAAGUAGACCUAGUGGUGAGGAUACCCAGGUCCGGGACCAGCCUGUCCCCGCAGUCAUGACGACCUCGACUUCUGCCUCACAGCAAUCUGAUACUCCUACGGCCUCUCAGGCGUUAGCAACGGGCCUCUCGGCGCUCGGGUUGGACAGGAAGAAGAUGGAGGAGGAAAGACUUGCUCGACUUGCCCAGAGGAAGAGAAAGGCAUCACUUGAGGCGCCGGCUCCGUAUUCCAGUUUGGACACCCGGUCGACUCAGAUUCCGAGAAUGUUGGGUGACGAGGGGAUUUUUUCCCACAGCAAGGGUCGAGGGGAUAAGAACGAUACUGGCUCUUUAACUCCAGCAGUCAAGGCCAGUUCAAGAGGGAUGGAUAGCUCAGGGGCCAGUCAUGGGAGCACAUGGGGGUUAGCAAAUGCAGUCGAAAAAUCAGUCAGUGACAGCACUCACAGUAAUUCCAACCGUAUCCUUCCACCCAGGUCAUCUCCGACCAGCCAUCAAGUUCAAACCCUCCCAUAUCCCCGCGGCGUCAUCAAGAAGACUUGGAUCUACCCAAGCUACCCGCGGGCUGGCGACGAUGUCAAGAUUGAAGAAGUCCUUCAGAAGGAUAUUCUCGAGCUGGCCGUUAUCAGCUCGUUUCAGUGGGAUGAGGAUUGGAUGCUGUCCAAGAUUGAUAUCUCAAGGACUAAGCUGUAUCUGAUUGCUUUUGCGAAGAGUGAGGCGCAGAAGAACGAGAUGAGGAAUAAUGUCCCAAAGAGCAGGAUCCGGUUUUGUUUUCCGGCCAUGCAGGCUGUGGGUGCGAUGCAUUCGAAGCUGAUGCUGCUCAAGUAUGAGGGUUAUUUGAGGGUUGUGGUUCCGACGGGGAAUUUCAUGUCGUAUGACUGGGGGGAGACGGGGACGAUGGAGAAUAUGGUCUUCCUUAUUGACCUCCCCAAGUUCAAGAACACGGAGGAGAGAGACGCGGUUCAGGGGGGCGGGCUCGGCUCCUUUGGCGAGGAUCUCGUGUAUUUUCUGAUGGCUCAGGGGGUUGAUCCGUUGUUGAUCAAUAGCUUGCGGAGCUAUGACUUUUCGGAGACGAGGAGAUAUGGCUUUGUUCAUACCAUUGUCGGCUCUCAUACCACAGAUGAGGCUUGGAAAAGGACUGGAUACCCUGGCCUCGGUCGGGCAGUCGCCGCUCUCGGUCUCGCGUCCAGUGACCCCAUCGAGCUCGAUUACGUGAAAGUGUCUGACGAUGACGUGUUGGAUCAUGUCAGGGUGUACUACCCUUCGGAGAGGACGAUUGUGACCAGCAAGGGAGGGAGAGACGGCGCCGGAACGAUAUGCUUUCAGGAAAAGUGGUGGAAGGCGUCGGGCUUUCCGAGGGAGGUGCUGCGUGACUGUCGAUCGAGGAGGGAGGGAGUCGUAAUGCAUUCCAAGGUGGCGUUUGUGGGCCGGGGGGGAGGGAGGCGUGGGUGGAUGUAUCUGGGAAGUGGGAACCUUUCGGAGAGUGCUUGGGGGCGGCUGACGAGGGAGAAGGCUGGCGGUGGGGUGAGACUGAACUGUCGGAACUGGGAGUGUGGCGUUAUUUUCCCUGUUGAGUCAUCACUGGCCGGGGGUGACAGCUGGGAGGCGUUUGAGAAGGCUGUGCCCGUGCCGAUGGUUGUGCCGGGGGAGAGGUUUGGGAUGCCGGGGAGUGAAGGGGGGUUGGUGCCGUGGUUCAACUGACAUAUUAGGUUCAGUGGGGGCAUGCGAUACCAUGGGGCUUUAUUGGCUCUACGAUUUUCGGCCAUGUUGGCAUGGAGGUGAUUCACCUGUUGUGUGGUGACGAUGAUACUGUAUCAACAACUGAAAAACUCUGUUUCUGCGUGAGCACGAUUUACAGAGGUACAUGAGGGAGUCUCGAUGCCUUGUUAUGGGUGGUGGGGGGGUGGAGUCAAUGUCACUGAAGUCUAAUCAAGCAGAGUUUGUCUUCACAGGAGGGUGUCCACUUCGUUGUUGGGAGAUAGGCGGACGGCGCGCGCAUGAGAAUCUUGAGGGUGAGUACAUGUGUUUUUUUGAACUUUGUUUUGGUGACGGCUUCAACCUAGGGUGGGCGAGGGCGGUGGAGCAUGCUGUGGGUACCGUCAGAGCCAGAGCCUGGGCCGUGUCAUGAUGGUAAUUAGCUCGUGAUAUGAGAUUAGGCGAUAUGCUAGUCGCUGACCUUGAUAGGAGACAUGAAGGUCACGAAGAUGAUUGCAUGCGCAGAGGGACCGCCAUGAGAGCAGAACCGGAUCCGGCGAGAUGCUGGUGAACAGCUCGUGGCGACAGGGCGAUUAGGCUGGUUGCGUUUGGGGAACAUGGCACGCACAGUGAAGCUUGAACAUCCCUGGCACGGAGCCGUUUGGUUAAAGUUCACGAUUGCAAUUGCCUGCCGCGGGCUUUUGCCUUGAGGAUGAGGCUCUGGCCUUGAGGAUGAGGCUCUGGCCUUGAGGAUGAGGCUCUGGCCUUGAGGAUGAGGUUCUGGCCUUGAGGACGGGGCUCUGGAACAGCCUUAUGGGGCAGGUAGGCGGGUGACGACUGGGGGCGGCAUACAGAGGAGAGUGAGUGGCUCACGACCUACCAGCUGGCAGAUUUUGGGAAAAUCUCGGGACCGAGGAGCAGAUGGAUUUUUCCGGUCUUUGGGGGUUACCUCGGUAACGGUUAGGCUUCCGGAAAUCGUUAUUGGUGAAAGAGUUCGGGACAGAGGGCCUUUUCGACGUUCGGGACGAGAUGAGACAUUACCACCGCGGUUUUGAACAGGAGCUUAUGGGAUGUCGAGGGCUCGUUUUUGACGACGGCUUUGGCCAAGGGGGGUUUGGGUGAGAAUAAGUCCCAAAAAAGGCGUUGUGUGUAUAUGUGAUUGGAAUAGGGAUUGGGUGAUAUGGGCGUGUCAGGAGAGGAGGCAACUUGGCGCGAGGUGGAAGAUGGGGAGAGGAGCAGUCACGGUAAAGGGAGGCGUGUUUUGGGUCCAUGUCUGUUGUUUGGCCGUAAUUUGUUUGAGCACAGGGAGUGAGCAUUGCAGAUUUUAGGACUACAGCGCCACGACUUCUUGGGGUAGACAGAAUAUUUCUCUACAAGUCUGGGGCUCAUUUCUUUUGGUCGGUGGCGACGGAGUGGGGAGAGGAUUGAACGUGGGUGCUUUACAAGAUACCUUUGACUGUGGUGGCCCACAGGAGGCAGGACCUCAUGGUGCUCCACCCAUGUCUCCGAGAAAGGAAGUGCUCCAGACAUAUAAAUGGACCAGUUAACAGCUAAAAAAUACCACGUUUACCAGCCUUCAGUCACA
Podospora bellae-mahoneyi is the source of this 4049-nucleotide messenger RNA. RefSeq lists its product as uncharacterized. Gene Ontology annotation, cellular component: nucleus. NCBI's taxonomy places the organism in Eukaryota, Fungi, Ascomycota, Sordariomycetes, Sordariales, Podosporaceae. Gene Ontology annotation, biological process: DNA repair. The transcript is spliced from 9 exons. Gene Ontology annotation, molecular function: single-stranded DNA binding; 3'-tyrosyl-DNA phosphodiesterase activity; double-stranded DNA binding. Bases 587 to 2470 code for a protein of 627 amino acids. The record is from RefSeq and is a predicted model, not a curated record.